Messenger RNA from Dendronephthya gigantea, 1977 nucleotides. RefSeq lists its product as uncharacterized. The coding region runs from base 1 to 1977 and encodes 658 amino acids. Lineage: Eukaryota; Metazoa; Cnidaria; Anthozoa; Malacalcyonacea; Nephtheidae. The record is from RefSeq and is a predicted model, not a curated record. The transcript has a single exon. Gene Ontology annotation, molecular function: nucleic acid binding. Gene Ontology annotation, biological process: DNA integration.
AUGGCAGGGUUUAGUGAACGCUUCAUCCCGAACUUUGCAAGUAUUGUCCACCCUCUACGGCAAAAGCUCAAAGAAAAUGUCUGGGCCUGGGACGGAAAGUGCCAAGAAGCAUUCGUAAAGUUGCAAGCCUCGCUAAGUGAUUUCUCAUUAUUGCACCAUUACGUCAUCGGACAUGACACCGAAGUAGUAGUAGACGCCAGCAAGACGGGGCUAGGAGCAGUUCUUGUCCAGCGGGCAUCAAAGAAUGAGGCCUUCCACCCAGUUAUGUACAAGUCGAGGGCACUGAAAGAAGUGGAAACUAGAUAUUGCUCGACGGAACGAGAAGCACUGGCCGUACGCUGGGCAUGCCGGAAGCUAAGGAAGUACCUGCUUGGUGCACCAAAAUUCCGUAUUGUUACCGACCACCGCCCAUUGACCUACAUGUUCCACAAACGGUGCGGAGAACUACCUCCAAGAGUUGAGAACUUUGUUAUGGACGUGCAAGAGUUCGAGUAUGAAGUUGUUUACCGCCCAGGGAAAACAUGCAUUGCUGACUACAUGUCGCGCCAUCAUGUCGAGAGAGAAGGAUCAAGCCGAGUGUCCGAGAUCGAAGCAGCAGCUGAAAGCGUUGUCGAGGGAUGGUACUGCCACGCCCUGAAUGAACAAAGGGCAGUGACGGUAGAUGACAUUAGAACUGAAGGGGAUAAAUGCGAGUCUUACCAGAAACUGGUUAAAGCAGUUCAAUCAGGAACUAACCAGGAAGAUGAAGAAUUAAAACCUUUUAUGGUUCCAGAAAUCAAACACGACUUGAGCGUGGUCAAUGGUGUGGUGUGUCGAGGAUCACGUGUUGUCAUUCCCGCUGCCCUACAAAGACGGGUUGUGGAAUUGAGUCACCGAGCACACCAAGGAGUCAGCAAAGCAAAACAGUUCUUACGAACAUUCUGCUGGUUCCCCGGGAUGGAUAGGGCUGUCGAAAACCAGGUACGAGGUUGUCUACCUUGCCAAGCUGUCCAACCAGCCAACAAUAACCAGCCAAUCAAACCAUCGGAGUUACCAACCGGACCGUGGCAGUAUGUGGAAAUGGACUUCCAAGGCCCAUAUCCCAAUGGGGAGUACAUAUUCAUCAUGAUCGAUCGCUACAGUCGAUGGCCCGAGAUGGCAUGGUUUCGAAAAGCGCCUAAUGCAAACACCACAAUCGCAGCCAUGCAGAGAAUAUUCACCAACAAAGGUGUUCCAGCAGUGUGUCAGUCGGACAACGGAUCACCGUUCCAAUCAAGAGAAAUGGAACAGUUCGCCCAAAGCAGCGGAUACCACCAUCAUCACAUUACCCCUGAGUGGCCCAGAGCGAAUGGGACAGUUGAACGCUUCAAUCGGAGCAUGAAGGAAGCUCUGCAAACAGCAACCCUGGAAGGGACUCCCCUGAGAGAUGCAUCCCAAAGAUUUUUACAGAUGUACCGAUCCACCCCGCACAGCGCGACCAACGUCAGCCCACAUGCUGCAAUGCAUGGCGGGAGAGAAAUGCGGACAGUACUGCCACUUAUGACACCGAUCGACCAGGUUGUAGAUCGGACACGAGACCAGGAAUACAAAGGCAAGAUGAGAAACGGGCUUUCACCGCACAAACUUCGCGUAGGAGACACUGUUAUCGUGAAGCAGACGAAAGCCAAUAAGUUGACAACCACGUUCAAUCCUACCCCUUUGAGAAUCACGGAGGUUCAAGGCUCGAGAAUUACUGCACAGGAGAUUAACGGAAGCUGGACGGUUACGAGGGACGCGUCUUACUUCCGGAAGAUUCAGACCGACGCACUUGCAGACAACGAAGAUGAGGACGACGCGUCAGGCGAGAGUGAGGGAGAGACGGAGAAUAGAAAUGCGGGUAAUGAUACGUUGCAGGGGGAACAAAAACAACAAGAGACGCCGAACAAGAACGCCGAGCAAGCGCAGAGACCACGACGAACAACCCGAAUGCCUACUUAUUUGAAAGACUAUGACAUUUAA